GUGAAAAGGUCAAGCCAACGUCUGUCCUUUUAGGGAAAAUGGAAGAUUUGUGGGACAAAAUGGGCCGGUACCGGCAAAAGCUGAUGGAUAUGUGUGAAGAAGUAGAGAGCUGGAGAGCUGGUAUCCCUAAAGUCUUCCUGUAUGACUCAGGUCCUGAAUCCAUGCCAGGAAGGCAACGAUACCCUGGAGUUACCACGGUAAGUUCAGGGCCCAGGUCUGGAAUGACCCACAGGCCCCCUACUACAUUGGCACAAGCCGCGUUCGCCGCACGGACUAGGGGACAGGCAAAGGUGGGGGCAGGUCAGGACCCACCUAAGAGAGAGUCAGAGCUAGAACGCAGAAAGGAGCCUGUGGAGGUGCAGGAUUAUGAUGAUGAAGAUGAAGAAGAUGAAAAACUCCAGCAAGAGGAAGACCGGAGGGCCGAACAGAGGGCAAGGAAGAGAGGUUCCCAAGAAGAAGUCGAGCCAGUCCUACGCGACGUAACGCCAAACAAGAAGAAAUACGUCGUCGGGCUUGAGGAAGGUUUUGAUGUGGAAAGAUUGAUUGACAGGUUGCUUGAGGGCCAUAAUGAUCUUAUGACCCUAAAGGAGAUUCUGGCGUCCGCCCCAAGGCUCCGCAAUGAGCCAAAGGGUAGGCUUUCGAGGCGGCUGGUGCCGAGCGUCCGUCUUAGUGUGAUUCUGUCUAAGGAAGUGGAGUGGGCGGACUCGAGGACGAAGAUGGACUGGAAAUGUGUGGCCUGCGGCAUGGUGGACUUAGUAGUAAAAGGCUCCAAGUGCGUAGCAAUGGUGGGUACGAGGGCAGAGAUGAAUAUCAUCCGCGAAGCUGACGCAAUCAAGUAUGGGUUGGACAUAGACCAUGUCAGAAACUUCCUCGGCACGUGUGGAUUUUGGAGGACUUUCGUCAAAAACUUUGCUGCCAAGACAGAGCAAUUAAGGAAGUUGGUUCGUCAGGACCAGGAAUGGGUUUGGGGUGAGGAGCAGGAGAAGGUAGUGUCAGGGAUGAAGGAAGAAUUUCGAAAAGGAGGAUUGGUGUUGGGAGCGUCAGACUAUGACGCCACGGAGGUGAGGUCGUUCAUUGUUGAGACGGACGCUGGACCGACUGCUUUAGGUGGGGUUCUAAUCCAGGCGGAUAUCGAAGGAAAGGAGAGGCCGUUGCAUUUUGAGAGUCGAACUUUGUGUACAUCAGAGAGAAAUUACUCUCAAUUCAAAAGGGAGACUCUCGUUGUCCUUCACUGCCUACGGAUCUUUCGGAACUACAUCUUUGGCAGGAGGUUCAUAUUGAGGGUGGAUCCAACAACUCUAGCUUUCUCCCUAAGGAACUAUGUUCCGUCCGAUCCAACGGUUGCUAGGUGGUUAACAUACAUUUGGAUGUUCAACUUUGAGUUGGAGCGAAUUCCAGGGAGUAAGAAUAGAGCAGAUGGACUAAGCCGCAUCAACUGGGAUAAGGAGGAAGGAGAGGCAAUAGAGAAUACGCCCCCUGUUGAUGGCUUUUUGGACCAGGAGGAAGACAUCCUCCGUCACAUUAAUGAGUGGUCUCCGCGAGUGCCUAGCUGCGUUGGUCAUCUCAUUUGGCAUGCGCCAAAGGGAUAUGAACGGAAGGUUGAGUUAGUACUCAAGCCUUUUGAAGAGGAGGACCCUUGGGGCGGCAAGGACGUCCAAUGGAUGAUGAAGUUUGCACUCGCAAGCAAUCACAGCUUGGUGGAGGAGGUAAGGACAAUAGAGGAAGACCCAGACCGCGUAAGGAUGCAUGAGGAGUUGAUGGGAGACAUAUACCUCCUCGUCAAUACACUUCUGCAGGAACCCUCUGAUCUGAUAGGCUCGUUAAACCCGGCUGAAGGAGAAGAUGUUGUGCUAGAAAGCCAGGAUGAUGGGUUUGAAGAAGGAGAAAUCAAAGAGGCUUUCCGUGCAGAGGAGUAUGAUGGAAUCUACCGGGAACUGGGACUCCUCUUAUCGUCUGACUUUGCGAAGACAGCCAUGCCAAGAGGAGGGAGGGAGGUGCGGCCAUCGAGGAGACCAUCGGGGGCAUCAGGGGGACACGAGCGGCGUGGAUCUUACCAGAGGGAGUAUACGCCAGAGUAUGACAAUGGGGACAUAGAGCUUUUCUUGGACGAUUAUUGGAGUUAUGCGAGGCCCAUUGCGCGGAUCUGUGAGGAGGCGAGGACUUGGCAGGAGGUGGAACAGGCGAUGCAGAGGCUGAGACCUUCGCCGGUAGGAACAGACGGGGAGUCGAUCCGCCUCCAGAUUGGGAAUGCGGAGGAGUUCAUCCCAACUUUUGAGCGGUUUAUGCACGAGCAGGGUAUCUUGAGGGACCAAUGGAUGCAAACACUGCCACUAUGGACAAGAAGAGCCGAGAGACCGUUGGCCCGAGAGAUUCGAGACAGGGCUCGUGACUGGGAAGGCUGCAGGGCGCACGUGAGGGAGGCCUUUCGGAGGCCAGAGCCAGCACAACCCCAGCCCAGGGUUGAGAGGCGGCUAAGAAGUAAGAGACAGAGGGAGCCAGAGCCUAGGGAAACCACCCCUAGUCGAGGGGGACGGAAGGCAUUGGCACGGCGAGACGAGGAGCCCGACCAACCUGAGCAGGAGUCGGGCAUGUAUCCGGAGUGUGGAAUGCGCCCAGUAGCAGUUCAGCCUUUCACUGAGGGGAGGCUACAGGGGUCUCUGCAACAGGUGUCGGAGGAGGCCGCACCGGCAGGGGGUUCCCUACAGAGCCUGGAAGCACACUUGGACGCCUUACAGUGGGAGGUGCCUCAGUCCAGUGGAGGUCAGGAAGCCGAGCCCCGCGCCCAGAGAGAGCAGCAAAAAGAAGUGGUGAUUGAGAUAGGAGAGGAUACCCUCCCGCAACAGUCAGCCCCGACUCCGGAAGUGGAGGCCGAGCCAAUGGAUGUUCAAGAAGAGGGCAGGGAGCCUCAGCGAGGAGAGACGCCACCACCACCUCCAAAUCUGAUCCAGUCACCUAAGGUGAGGGUAGAGACGGAGCCGGGAGAAACCGAUUGGAGGAAGGAGGUCAUCUCUACAGUGGACAGCUUCGACAGGUACCUGAUGUUGGAGGGUGACCUGGCAGGAAAGAAGGCAAAGGAAGAAGGUCAUGGGGUACGCAUAGAAGCGUUGGAGGCAGAGAUCCAGGACCUCAAGGCAUUAGCAGCCAGCCAGGCCACCAUCAUUCAGAGGCUGCUGGAAGAAAGGAAGAAGGAAGGGACACCCACGAAGGUAGUGGAUCAAACGGAAGGAGCGCGGUACGACGUUCAAGGACAGGCGGCUCAAGGAUCUGGGCAGCCGUCUGAGGCGGGACCUUCACAAGGGCCACCCCUUGGAAGGGUCAUCCUGGGGCCAGAAGAGGCUAAGGCAAAAAGGGAGGCUGAAAAGGAAGCCUUCGUGUUCAGGGCACCGACAGCGUUUGCGACCCUACCAGUGGAGCCUUUGGGAGCCCCACCGACAUCCUCGCCACUACCAGGCGAAGAGGGACCACAGGGGGCCACAAGUGAGCCAACACAAGGAUCCAUGGAGGGGCCCAUGAGUGUGCUCCUUGAGGCGCUUGACACUAUGCAAGAAGGAGCAAGCACGCCUAUGCCAGAGUUGGGUACAAAGACUGUAAGCGAGGAACUGCCUAUGGUGGUACCAGAAGAAAGACGGAAGAGCAGGCCCCAGAGAUUGGAUACGCCUGAGUAUGUGCCGGAGCAGCCGGCUUUCUCAGCUAUGGAGCAAGCUACGAUGCGGAUCAGCAAAGGGUGAGACGGGUUGGUUCAGGACGCCAUCCAUUGCAUAUGGGCAACAAACGGGUUAGAGCAUA
This is a messenger RNA of Chara braunii, 3786 nucleotides long. NCBI's taxonomy places the organism in Eukaryota, Viridiplantae, Streptophyta, Charophyceae, Charales, Characeae. The record is from the annotation of a GenBank genome assembly.